Messenger RNA from Macrosiphum euphorbiae (potato aphid), 516 nucleotides. Lineage: Eukaryota; Metazoa; Arthropoda; Insecta; Hemiptera; Aphididae. The record is from the annotation of a GenBank genome assembly.
AUGGAACAAUUCAUAAUUGGUAAAAAAUUAUACAAUAAUAAGGUUAACUUUCCCCAACCUCGUUGUUUGCCGGGAGAUGAACAAGGCAUACCUCAACCGUUUAUUGUAGUUGGAGAUGAAGCAUUCGCUUUACAUACUAAUCUUUUACGGCCUUUCCCUGGAAAAAGUCUGAAUGAUAAAAGGCGUAUAUUCAAUUACCGCCUAUCGAGAGCGAGACAAAAUAUCGAAUGUUCAUUCAGUAUACUUUAUAAUAAAUGGAGAGUAUUUCAUUCUACUUUAUUAGUUGAUCCUAAUUUCGGAGUUGCAAUAACAAAAGCGGCCUGUGUUUUGCACAAUUUUGUCAGACGAAGAGAUGGGUACAACACUGAGGAUGCUCAGAUUUGUAACAUGGAAAAUAUAACGCGAAGAAAUGGAGUAGGCAAUUCCACAUCUAAUGCAAAAGAUGUGAGAAAAUAUUUUGUUAAUUAUUUCAACAACCCGGCUUAUGAACUAAGUUGGCAAAACAGGGUGAUAUGA